This is a messenger RNA of Vitis riparia (riverbank grape), 695 nucleotides long. Its product is annotated as copper transporter 5.1-like. Gene Ontology annotation, molecular function: copper ion transmembrane transporter activity. Bases 99 to 530 code for a protein of 143 amino acids. Gene Ontology annotation, cellular component: plasma membrane. The transcript has a single exon. NCBI's taxonomy places the organism in Eukaryota, Viridiplantae, Streptophyta, Magnoliopsida, Vitales, Vitaceae. Gene Ontology annotation, biological process: copper ion transmembrane transport; intracellular copper ion homeostasis. The record is from RefSeq and is a predicted model, not a curated record.
AGCUUCCGUCGGGAGGAUAUUAUUGUCAGUGUCCCCAAAGACGCCAUUACAGAGAUCAGAAGAUCAAGCUUUUUUCAUCUCUCUAAAACUCAGCGAAGAUGAUGCACAUGACCUUCUACUGGAGCACGAGCGUGACUCUCCUGAUCGACUCGUGGAAGACCGAGUCGUGGGCGAGUUACGGUUUGACUCUACUCGCCUGCCUCAUCGCCUCCGCCUUCUACCAGUACUUGGAAGACAGGCGCAUCCAGCUCAAGCUCAUAGCCGCCGUCGGCUCUUCGCCAGCGUCGGCGUCUCCGAUCGAGGAGCCUCUGCUUCAGUCAAAGAUCGGGCGGUGGAGUGCGACGAAGUUCGCCGGGGCGGCGCUGUUCGGGAUCAAUUCGGCGAUCGGGUACCUGAUCAUGCUGGCGGUGAUGUCCUUCAACGGCGGAGUGUUUCUGGCGGUGGUCCUGGGGCUCGCGAUCGGGUAUUUACUGUUCAGAAGCGGAGACGGCGAUGUGGCUGUCGUUGAUAAUGCUUGCGCCUGCGCGUAAUCGAUGGAGAUUCCUCUCUCUCUCUGCUUGUAAAUCUCUGGCUUGUACCGCAGUUAUUUGUUACAGGUUAUUGUUGUUUUUCUGUUUUUGGGAUUGGGCGUUUUCUAGAUUCUUCUGUUUGUUUUUGAAAAUUUUCUCAGCAAACAUUCAGGUUGGAAAGAAUAA